AUGUCCGACAGAGAAGACCUCCCUAUUGACGACAACUUGGCCGUCCAACCUACCAACAACGACGCCGUCGAGGAAACCCCAAAGCCCAUCCCGAAGCGAGGACGGGGAAGACCCCGUAAAGACGGCACUACUCCAGCGGUAAAGCGUACGGUAGUGAAGAAGACCCAUCGCAGGCCCGACGACGAGUUUGAGACUACCACUUACUACAAGCGGAAGGCGGAGGUGGAGGCGUCUGGCGAACGCCGCACCUCAAAGAGGCCGCGGAAAUGUCGGCGUAAAAUUCUUAAUGAGAAGGAGAUGUGUGAUAAAGGUAUGUUCUGUUCGUUUUCUUUCUUCUAUUGUAACUGCCCCUUUCCCACUUCCUGCAAUCUCCUCUUGCUCGAUUGUCAUCGUGUUCAUUCUAUCAUCGUGUUCAUCCUACUCCAUUUGGCCAUGAUACAUCUUCCAGUUAUCGAUCCUCUGGCCAUCCAUCGCCUAUCAUCAUCAUUUUCCAUCAUCGUCUUCGGCCGUCUUUUCCAUCAAUAUCUACCAUCAUCGUCAAUCAUAGCUGUCCACUACUAUCCAGCCAUCAAGAACUAUCAUCUUCAUCGUCACCGUUUCCAUCGUCUCCAUUGUCUCCAUCUUCAUCUCCCAAACUUGCUAACCCCUUGCAGUCUUCCCAUACCUCGAGGAACCUCUCGACACCACCAUCGCCCAAGAGCCGACUCCUUCUCCUUCGCUCCCUCCGUCCGAUGA
Molecule: messenger RNA, 735 nt
Organism: Sordaria macrospora k-hell
Lineage: Eukaryota; Fungi; Ascomycota; Sordariomycetes; Sordariales; Sordariaceae
Source: RefSeq, a predicted model, not a curated record